Plodia interpunctella (Indianmeal moth) is the source of this 3194-nucleotide messenger RNA. RefSeq lists its product as uncharacterized. Gene Ontology annotation, cellular component: nucleus. The record is from RefSeq and is a predicted model, not a curated record. Bases 357 to 2501 code for a protein of 714 amino acids. Gene Ontology annotation, molecular function: DNA binding. The transcript is spliced from 2 exons. NCBI's taxonomy places the organism in Eukaryota, Metazoa, Arthropoda, Insecta, Lepidoptera, Pyralidae.
CUAGAGACAAUCACAAUAUUUCACGAUUUUGAAGUGAAAACUUUUUGUGAUGUGUUAAAGGGUGAAUUCUACGACAGUUUGAAUGCGGCGUGUAGCGUUUUAUUAGCGUCGCUCUCAUUAUGGUAUUUUUUUAAUAAAGAAUAUAUUUUUUAAAUUAAACAGUAGGGGAGACCGGGGAUGGUUGACUAUAGGGGUAGGUGGACUAAUCGUCGAAAACACUCCGGCAUCACGUGUUUCGUGACCUUCAAUCAGGCGCAAGGAUCGAGCCCAGCGCCCCGCUCAGUCGUACGAAGUGGCGUGUUGCCGACGCGCGUCGUUUUUGUGUGGUGCGGAGAAAUCGAAUUUUGACCAACAAAAUGAGAACAUAUAAGAGAAAAACAACUAGAGCUGAUGUACCCCAAAAUAUAGUGGAAAGAGCUUGCCAUAAUGUAAUUUUUGAUAACAUGAGUAUUAAUUCCGUAUCUAAACAGUUCGAUAUUCCAUAUAAAACAUUGCAUCGAUAUGUGUCCAAAUUAAAACAAAAUCAAGAAAGUAAUCCAAGCUUAUCACGAGCUGAGUUAACUCUAGAUUCUGUAGGGUACAAAAAAAAUAGACAAAUAUUUACUGCUGACGAAGAAGAGGCUCUCGAGGAUUAUUUAAAGACAUCUUCUGAUAUUUAUUUCGGUUUGACGCCAUACAAAGCACGUAAAUUUGCUUACGAGUUUGCAGAAAGAAAUAGUAAAAACGUUCCGGAGUCAUGGAAGAUUAAGAAGGUAGCUGGAGAGGAUUGGCUCGGAAAUUUUCUAAAACGGCAUCCCACAUUAUCAAUAAGAACACCUCAAGCCACAAGUUUAUCCAGAGCCACUUCAUUCAACAAAACGAAUGUGGGUGACUUUUUUAAAAAUCUGAAAACAGUUUACCAACGCUUGAAUCUGGGUCCAGGGGACAUCUGGAACGUUGACGAGACAGGUCUAACCACAGUUCAUGUCCCUAACAGAGUGAUAGCACGCCGUGGUGUGAAGAACUUAGGUCAAAUUACUUCUGCUGAACGAGGCGCGUUGGUAACAGUUGCAGUGGCAGUUUCAGCACUUGGCAAUAUGGUUCCUCCAUUUUUUAUAUUUCCGCGAGUUCAUUUUAAGGAUCAUUUUGUACAAAGUGGGCCUGUAGGUUCAGAUGGCGAUGCUAAUCCAUCUGGGUGGAUGAAAGAGGAGAAUUUCAUAAAAUACGCUAGACAUUUUGUUAAAUAUGUCAAACCCAGUAAAGAAAAACCUGUACUCUUAUUGUUAGAUAACCACGAGUCGCAUUUAUCUAUAGAAGUUAUUGAUUUUUUCAAAAACAAUGGAGUGACAAUUCUCUCGUUCCCUCCUCAUUGCAGCCAUAAACUACAACCCCUUGAUAGAAGUGUUUACGGGCCACUGAAAAAAUAUUACAACAAAGCAAGUGAUAACUGGUUGGCUAGCCAUCCUGGCAAAACGAUCACAAUUUAUGAUAUACCAGGAUUAGUAAAAACUUCUUUACCUCUGGCUGCUACCAUUGAAAAUAUACAGUCUGGUUUUAGAGUAUCCGGUAUUUCACCACUCAAUGAAAAUAUAUUUUCUGAAUCGGAGUUUAAUGGAGCUUAUGUGACGGAUAGGCCAGUGCCAGUAUCACAAGAUAUUGCUGGUUCUUCGACGGCUAGGAUGAACGUAAAUGCUAUACCAUCAGUGCCAGAACAGAAUAUCGACAGUGCAGGGCCUUCCAGAGCUGAGCAUUUGAUCACCCUUCCGAAUUCUGCUGUACCAUUCGAUAAUAUGGUUGAUAUUGAAAGUACUUCAGAAGAACCAGUUGUUUCAAGUGAAUUGUCUACUGCUUUACCAUUACACUCAAGAUCUGCUAGUACUAAUUGCGAAUCACCUUCAAUUCUUGAACAACCUGAAUUAGGAGAAGAGCUCAGUUUACAAAUACCCGAAAGUGAAUAUCAAUUGGAAAAACACUCAAGUGUGACUCCACCGUCUUCAACUUCUGAUACCCCUUUUACUUCUUUUAUUCAUCCAACAGAGAUAAUGCCCUUUCCUAAAGCUCCAGCUCGUUUAGAAAAUCGAAGAAGUAUACGCAAACGUAAAAGUACUAUUUAUACAGACACGCCUGAAAAAGAAAAACUUAUGGAAUUAAAACAGAAACAAUCGUGUACAGAAUAUUUGAAGAAGAAAAAAACUGAAAAACUUACACCUAAAAGUCAGGAAAAGGGAAAAGGAAAAUGUAAAGGGAAGGUUAAGGGUAAGGGAAAAGGUAAGGGAAAAGGCAAGAGUGGUAACAAAGGAGCUAACAACAAAAAUAAAGAUAAUGAUGCAGCAGCUUCAGAUGAAAGUGAUGAUGAUGAUGACACGAUUUGUAUAGAAUGUACUGAAUCGUAUUCUGUUAGUCUUCCUGGAGAAGAAUGGAUUCAGUGUAUUACCUGUAAACUAUGGGCUCAUUCAAAAUGUGCAAAAGGCAAUUUAAUGUUUUAUGAGUGCAAAAAUUGUGAUACUGAUGAGGAAAAUUAAUUUGAAAGUUCCUAAAAGAGACUGAAAUAAAGUAAGAUACUUCAUUAUAGGAGUCAGAUUUUUUGGUAAAUAUUACAAGACUAGAAGCGAGAAAGACAAGACUGAUUACUGUCUCAGUAUUCAUAAUUAGAUUUAAUUAAAAUUGUUACUUUAUAUGCCAUGAUCAGUUAAAAAAUGUUUUGUUUAAGAUUGAGUUUCUUUAUGUUAAAUUUUGUGAAAAUAAGGUUUUCAUCUGGAUUGCAGAAGUUAUUAUGAUUGUUAAUUUUAUUAGUUUUUUUUACUAAGUUACCUGAUAUUUUUAUUAUUAAAUACUUCGAUACUGAAUUGUUAGAUACGUUUGCUUGGUAAAUACUACAAAAAAAGUACAAGACUGAUUAUUAUGAAAGUAAUUAUUAGAUUUAAUGUGCCAUGUGAAGUGGUGAAAAGAUUUUGUUUACGUUUGAGUUAAUUUAUGUUCUUAAUUGUUGUUCAAAUAAGAAGUGUUCCAUCUGUAUUAAAGAGGGUUAAUGUGAUUAUUAAUUUUGUAGCUUUAUUUUAUUUUCUAAAUUAGAUUUCUCUAAUUUGUGUUGAUAAAUCAUCAUCGUCAGUACCAUAGGUCAACUUACCCCCUGAAUGUGGUCAACAUACCCCGUGUUUGGGGUAGAUAGGCUAAAGGUAAGAGCUCUUAAAAAAUCUAUAAAUAUCUAAUUAAAU